AUGACGCAAGCGUCGACCAUGCCAUCGAGCAGACUCACGGCCUGCGCCAUCCACAGCUCCCUGCAACCGUUUGCCAAGCUGAUCGGCGAAUGGGAGGGAGAGGGCUCAAUGAGCCUCUACACUCAAACCACCUACCCCUGCUCCGAGAACAUCUCGAUUGGCCACGUGGGACAACCGUCAUUCUGGUACAGUUCACGAGCCUACUCCGGAGGCGCAUUCCGACACCGUGACAUGGGCUUCAUGUUCUUCAACCAAGAAACAGGUCAGAUGGAGCUCAUGACCAGCGACAACACAGGUCACGUGCACAUACUGAAGGGACCGGCGAGGAAUGAGCACGGAAGGAUACACAUCGUGCUGGAAACAGAGCUCACAGAAGGCCAUCCGCUUCCGAAGAAGCCGAAAAUGCUUCGAGUGCGCAGGGAAAUCGCCCUACUCGACAACGAUACCUUGACACAAAAGGUGUUUAUGGCUACCGAGAAGAAGACUGACAUGACUCUGCACACCAACAUGAUUUACAAGCGCCUGCCCAAGUUGCCUGGUAGUGGCGAUCUUUAG
Messenger RNA from Hydatigera taeniaeformis, 555 nucleotides. NCBI's taxonomy places the organism in Eukaryota, Metazoa, Platyhelminthes, Cestoda, Cyclophyllidea, Taeniidae. The record is from the annotation of a GenBank genome assembly.